UUUCCUCAAGUAAGUCUGGGUUGUUGUUUUCUUCCCCCUAGAUGUUCUGUUCCUGUUGGGCAAGUGGAUGUGCAUAUACAAAACUCGUCAGUGUCACAAUUUGGAAAGCUAGUGGUUCAAAGUUCCAUCAGUGAUAGUGCCUUCAAGCACAAUGGCACAGUCGAAUGUAGGGCUCACAAUGAUGUGGGCGAGAGUUCCGCCUUUUUUAACUUUGCAUUUAAAGGUAACAACAAAGAACAACUCCAGCCCCACACCCUGUUCACACCUUUGCUGAUUGGUUUUGUGAUUGCAGCUGGUAUGAUGUGCAUCAUAGUGAUGAUUCUUACCUACAAAUAUUUACAGAAACCCAUGUAUGAAGUACAGUGGAAGGUUGUUGAGGAGAUAAAUGGAAACAACUAUGUUUACAUAGACCCAAUGCAGCUUCCUUAUGAUCACAAAUGGGAGUUUCCCAGAAACAGACUGAGUUUUGGGAAAACCUUGGGUGCUGGCGCCUUUGGAAAAGUUGUUGAAGCCACUGCUUAUGGCCUCAUAAAGUCAGAUGCUGCCAUGACUGUCGCCGUGAAGAUGCUCAAGCCAAGUGCCCAUUUAACGGAACGGGAAGCCCUCAUGUCUGAACUCAAAGUCUUGAGUUACCUUGGGAACCAUAUGAAUAUCGUGAAUCUUCUGGGCGCAUGCACCGUCGGAGGGCCCACCCUGGUCAUUACAGAAUAUUGUUGCUAUGGUGAUCUUUUGAAUUUUUUGAGAAGAAAACGUGAUUCAUUUAUUUGCUCAAAGCAGGAAGAUCACACAGAAGCAGCACUUUAUAAGAACCUUCUGCAUUCAAAGGAGUCUUCGUGCAGUGACAGUACUAAUGAAUACAUGGACAUGAAACCCGGAGUUUCUUAUGUUGUACCAACCAAGGCAGACCAAAGAAGAUCUGCAAGAGUAGGCUCAUAUGUAGAAAGAGAUGUGACUCCUGCCAUCAUGGAAGAUGAUGAGUUGGCCCUGGACCUGGAAGACUUGCUGAGUUUUUCUUACCAGGUGGCAAAAGGCAUGGCAUUCCUCGCCUCAAAGAAUUGUAUUCACAGAGACUUGGCUGCCAGAAACAUCCUCCUUACUCAUGGGCGAAUCACAAAAAUUUGUGAUUUUGGUCUAGCCAGAGACAUCAAGAAUGAUUCUAAUUACGUGGUCAAAGGAAAUGCUCGGCUACCUGUGAAGUGGAUGGCACCAGAAAGCAUUUUUAACUGUGUGUACACAUUUGAAAGUGAUGUCUGGUCCUACGGGAUUUUUCUGUGGGAGCUGUUCUCUUUAGGAAGCAGCCCCUACCCUGGAAUGCCAGUCGAUUCUAAGUUCUAUAAGAUGAUCAAGGAAGGUUUCCGGAUGCUGAGCCCUGAGCAUGCACCUGCUGAAAUGUAUGACAUAAUGAAGACUUGCUGGGAUGCUGAUCCCCUAAAGAGGCCAACAUUCAAGCAGAUCGUUCAGCUCAUUGAGAAGCAGAUUUCAGACAGCACUAACCAUGCUUACUCCAACUUACUGAACUGCAGCCCCAAGCCAGAGCACCCCGUGGUGGACCACUCCGUGCGGAUCAAUUCUGUGGGCAGCAGCGCAUCUUCCACCCAGCCUCUGCUCGUGCACGAAGAUGUCUGAAGUGGAGCGAGUGUCUGGGGGGUCUCCCAUCAAGAAUGAUCCCCACUCUUUCAUUUUCUAUGAUGGUUAUUGUUUUCCUUCGACUUGCAUCCUACUCCAGGGUAGUGGACGCCCCCUGUAAUCCUGUCCUAUGAGCACACUAUAGUGAGCAAUGACUUUUGUCAUCUGGCGCCACCCCAUUGCAAAGGUCCGAAAUGCAUAUAUUCCCAAUAGUAAAGGGGGCUACCUUUAAUGAAAAAACCUAACUUGGAGAAGCAGGGGCUAGACACUCUGAAUCCUUUCCAAGUCUUCUCCAGUUUCUGCUCAAAGAGUGUGGUUGAUAGUUUGAAUACAUGACAGUAGUCACCUUCGGCUUUAGCAAACAUCCAUGAGGUAGAAAAUAGAACAUUGUUAGAACAAUGGACAGAAGUCUAUGACUAUCUGGGCUUCAGAAAUUUAGUAUUUCAUGCUGGGAACAAGACAUAGGUCAUGAGAAAUUGCUCCUCCAGCAUGAAGACUUGCUGCUAUGCAUGAGCCUUUGUACUACUAACCUGGUUUCUCAUUAAUUUGCUGUUAGGGAGCUGAAUUGGAGAGAAGGUCCCCCCAGGGAGCAUUUGUAUAUACUCAUCUAUACAUUGUAUGUGUUCAUGUAUUUGAGGGGGGCGAUCUCACAAGGAGUGGUUUCUGGAUACUACCGUGGCUUAAGUCUGCUGUGUGUAGAAAUAGAUAAGAGCCAGAUAAGUUUGAAGGAAACAGUUAAUUUUUUUUUUUAAAAGAAAAAACCUCCAAGCACAAUAUCUCCUUUUGUAGCCAAUGAACUCGCUCUGUAGAUUAUCCAGAACAAGCCUACCAGCUUCCAAUGGCAUUGUGCUCCAUGGGUUUGAUGCCAUUUGAAAAGUUACUGAUUUACUGCAUGACUCCAGCAGGAGUGAGAAACGUGCUGUCUUAGUUGGAAUUCUUCUGUAGCAGGAAAUAAGAUUUAGAUUCAGCCUCCUCUGCAGGCGUGUCCUGGACACCGGGCCAGUAUCUAUGUAGGUGUGUAUGUGUGCACGUGUGUGUAUGCUUGUAGACAAAGGUUUGGGGGGUUAUUCUUGCCCUAAGCCCAAGAAAUCCUUUAGUACCCAAGAAGCUUGGCUUUCAUCACCAGUACUGCUCUUGUUUCUCUUUACCUAGCUGUCUAGAGAAGCAAACCAAAAGCUUACAUAGAGGCAUGUGAGAGGCAAAGUGCAUAAGUACCUAUUUAUUUGCAAUCCGCCUGCACCUACAGCGCUCAGUUAUUUAUACUCAACAUACUGUACCAGUUCCUUAGGCUUUAUUAAUGCUACUCUCCCAUGGAAAGUUAUUUAAAUUUUACCCUUUAGGCUGUAGCCUGGAUAUUAUUCUUGGAGUUUACUAUUUUUCUUUUUCCUUUUUUUUUUUCUUGUCCUCAUCACUGCCCAAUAAUAAGGGGACCAUGUGUACAUGGCAGAGUUGGUAUGUUGUCUUGCAAGAUUCAGGUAUGUCGCCUUCACGGUUUUCCCCUCCAAGGUCCCUUAGACUGCAUUUAGAGAACUGUGGCCAUUCAUCCGAAAGUAACCAUUUGCACUGGAGUUCUAUGCUCUCGCACCUUCCAAAGGUAACAGGUUUUGGUGUUUCGUUGUCACAUAAGAGAUUGUCAUUGUUUGCCAUACUUCGAAAACUUCCUUUGCUUUUCUAUUUGAUUAGAGUAAAAAAAAAAAAGUGGUUGUUACUUGUAGAUGUCUAGGUACUUCAGGGGCACUUCUAGAGUUUUGUCUUGGAUAUUCUUGAAAGUUUAUAUUUUUAUAAUUUUUUUUACAUCAGGUGUUCCUUUGCUGUGGCUUAAUGUUUGAAAUUAUUUUGUGGCUUUUUUUUUGUAAAUAUUGAAAUGUAGCAAUAAUGUCUUUUGAAUAUUCCCAAGCCCACGAGUCCUUGAAAAUAUUUUUUAUAUAUACAGUAACUUUAUGUGUAAAUAUGUAAGCUGUGCAAGUUUAAAGGAUGUUUGUGUUCCAUGUGUGUUUUUUUUUUUUCCCUGAUAUGUUGCUCAAUUGUUGACAGUUCUGAAGAAUUCUAAUAAAAAU
This is a messenger RNA of Talpa occidentalis (Iberian mole), 3683 nucleotides long. Its product is annotated as mast/stem cell growth factor receptor Kit. The transcript has 13 exons. Gene Ontology annotation, biological process: positive regulation of receptor signaling pathway via JAK-STAT; positive regulation of cell migration; Fc receptor signaling pathway. NCBI's taxonomy places the organism in Eukaryota, Metazoa, Chordata, Mammalia, Eulipotyphla, Talpidae. The coding region runs from base 298 to 1626 and encodes 442 amino acids. Gene Ontology annotation, molecular function: cytokine binding; ATP binding; transmembrane receptor protein tyrosine kinase activity. The record is from RefSeq and is a predicted model, not a curated record. Gene Ontology annotation, cellular component: signaling receptor complex.